Messenger RNA from Etheostoma spectabile (orangethroat darter), 719 nucleotides. It is a transcript of the gene cenps, whose product is annotated as centromere protein S. The record is from RefSeq and is a predicted model, not a curated record. Gene Ontology annotation, biological process: resolution of meiotic recombination intermediates; replication fork processing. Gene Ontology annotation, cellular component: FANCM-MHF complex. Bases 231 to 656 code for a protein of 141 amino acids. The transcript is spliced from 5 exons. Gene Ontology annotation, molecular function: chromatin binding; protein heterodimerization activity. Lineage: Eukaryota; Metazoa; Chordata; Actinopteri; Perciformes; Percidae.
ACAUUGCAGUACUUCCUCCGGAGCACAAGGGGGUACUGUAUAUUAAACAUGCACUUAAACUCCGGAGUUGUUGGUCUUUUGCUGAGUUUGUGCCGCGAGUUUUUGUUUUCUAGUUUUACCGUCAAGCUAACAACUUGACAUAAUUAUAUUUCUCACACCUUAGUGCGAUUUUUUUUUCAACGUUGUUACUUAAUUUAUGCCAUUGUGGUCCAAAGUUUCUCCGCAAGAAGAUGUCAGUUGAUAAAGACGAGACGCAACUGAGGUUAAAGGCAGCAGUCCAUUAUACCGUGGGACGCCUGUGUCAGAGGAUGGGAGAGGUCCACCGGAGAGAGUUCAGUCGACAAGUCCUAGCAGCGAUAGCCGAGACAGCUUUCAGACAGUGUGGUCAAUUUAAACACAUCCUCACUUUUUCCCCAGAUAUAUUUGCAAAAGACUUGGAGGCCUUUGCAAGGCAUGCUAAAAGAAGCACAGUGUCUUCGGAAGAUGUAAAGCUUGUAGCUCGUCGCAGCACUGCGUUGUCCAUCUACAUACAAAAUAAAAGUGAAGAACUGAACCAGGAGCAGAGGGAUUUGAAAAAGAAGAAUGCUGGGAAGAGGAAGAGCAGAGACACUGAGGAGAGAGCAGAGAAUAAGGACAAGACAAAGGCAGGCCUGUAGUGUCUCACUUGUGCCCAACAUUAAAAUAAAUAUGAAGGCUGACCAAUACAUGAACAGUUAUUU